AUGGAUACCAAAUCCAACAUGCGGCCAUCACGGCCGCAAAGCGUGAAAGAUCUGGUCGCCCAAGCCGAAAACUUCAAUUUCAACGCAAACAUUCCAUUCAAGCAUUGGGCAAGAGCCUCCGAGACCCUCCACCAGGAAGCCGCAUUUGCACUGUCGGAAGGCGAUUAUGGACGAGCGUACAUGAUGCUGUAUCGACAUUCGGUCCUCGUUCUGGAAAAGCUUCGCAAACACCCGCAGUACAAGGAUCCGGAGAACCGUCCGGUUGUUCAAGAGCUUUCGAAGCGCAUGCGAACCGUGCUCGCCGACCUAGAAAACAUCAAGCCCAUUAUCCAAGAGGAGCACCAAGAGUGGGAGCGCAGGAACCCCGCGGAACCUGGCCCUACGAAACCGGCCCGUUCCGGCCCUCCGUCGAGCUACGGGGGCUUUGCUUCCAGGGACCCUACGCUCAGCGGCAAUGCCACUGUGCUGGAUGCGUCCGAAAACCAGGAGCUGGCCGUUGAACUUGCGCAAAAGGAGCUUGCCCGAAGAGACACGGAAAGGCAAGCAAACAGACAUGCCAGGGUAUACGGGGAUACCAUCUUGCCGUCGCGCUUCAACGACAGUCAACGGAUCGACCUGGAUCUUCAGAGCCAGAUGGAGGCUGCUAGAAGAUCUGCAGCUUCCCCGCAACAAGAAAGCCUCGAGCCCAGCCGCCGCCGCUCGCCAUCGAGCCGCCAUUCCGUCUCAAAAACAUACGCAUAUCCGUCCAUAUCAAGAUCCAAGCCUGUUCAAUCUGACGACCUCCAUCAACCACCGCCACCACCUCCACCACCACCCGCUCGUAGUCUCCCUCCGCCAAGUAGGCCGCCUAAAGAAUACUCGGCCAUUCCUUCUCUUCCUCAUGCGGAUUUCCCACAUGGGUUCAGGGACGUGCGGCCGCCUCUCCCUCCGCAAAAGGUUCCGACGAUGGACCCGUUGCUGGCGCGCUACUCAUCUUCGAUUAGCGCGCACGGCAGACCUCCUGUGCCUCCUCCGAAGGGUGCCGCGGAGACGCCUCCUUUGCCCAAGAAGGAGAGACUGGCGUUCAAGCCUGGGGCGUAUUUGGAGAAUGGCGACCCAAUCCGCUCCGUCUUCCUCCCGUCCAAACUCCGAGCGGCCUUCCUGGAUGUUGCCUCGGGAAAUACAAGACGAGGCUUGGAGAUGUGCGGCAUACUGUGCGGCACGCCUGUCAACAAUGCAUUGUUUGUACGAUGCUUGCUAAUACCAGACCAGAAAUGCACUUCAGACACGUGUGAGACGGAGAAUGAGAGUGCCAUAUUCGACUACUGCGCAGACCAAGACCUCAUGGUGCUUGGAUGGAUUCAUACGCACCCUACCCAAACCUGCUUCAUGAGCUCGCGGGAUUUGCACACCCACGCUGGGUAUCAAGUGAUGAUGCCGGAGAGUAUCGCCAUUGUCUGCGCACCCAAGUUCACGCCAUCAUAUGGCAUUUUCCGGCUCACGCACCCGCCCGGCCUAGAUCACAUUCUCGAUUGCAGGCAACCGGAAACAUUCCACCAGCACUCGAUCAAUAACCUCUACAGAGACACGGAACACCCUCAUGGCCACGUUUACGAGAGCGAAAAGAUGCCCUUUGAAAUCAAGGAUCUCCGCACAAAGUAA
This is a messenger RNA of Ustilaginoidea virens, 1641 nucleotides long. RefSeq lists its product as uncharacterized. Lineage: Eukaryota; Fungi; Ascomycota; Sordariomycetes; Hypocreales; Clavicipitaceae. Bases 1 to 1641 code for a protein of 546 amino acids. The record is from RefSeq and is a predicted model, not a curated record. Gene Ontology annotation, biological process: protein K63-linked deubiquitination. Gene Ontology annotation, molecular function: K63-linked deubiquitinase activity; metal-dependent deubiquitinase activity; protein binding. The transcript is spliced from 3 exons. Gene Ontology annotation, cellular component: membrane; endosome.